This is a messenger RNA of Cydia pomonella (codling moth), 564 nucleotides long. RefSeq lists its product as uncharacterized. The record is from RefSeq and is a predicted model, not a curated record. NCBI's taxonomy places the organism in Eukaryota, Metazoa, Arthropoda, Insecta, Lepidoptera, Tortricidae. The coding region runs from base 1 to 330 and encodes 109 amino acids. The transcript is spliced from 3 exons.
AUGGUAAUCGCUGAAAUCCUUAAUGGAUUUCAUUUGCAACCAGGCACACUCCGGACGGCAUGCCCAUCCCCCAGUGGAGCUACCCUUACGCUGCCGCCCCUGUUGCUCCUGCCGCGCCAGUUGCUGAGUAAGUCUCUCUCCCAACUACCCCUAUGUGCCCCUGACGCGCUAGCCAGGCACACUCCGGACGGCAUGCCCAUCCCCCAGUGGAGCUACCCUUACGCUGCCGCCCCUGUUGCUCCUGCCGCGCCAGUUGCUGAGCAAGGAGGUGCCCGUUACCCCGCCAGCUUCAACCCGGCCCUCUGUCCCAACUACCCCUACUGCUGGUGAAUCUACUGUAACGUUUGGCGCCAAACCACACCAUAGAUAAAUUUAAACAUUCCUGAACGCAACUGUCAACUUUUUCUUAAAGUGACUUUUUAAAUUUACUUACCAGCCAGUUCGGAUUGUUUUUUUAUGCGCUGAAAAUACACUGCCAUAUUUUUGAUGUAAAAAUGUAAAUAGCAAAGCAUUUGGUUUUUAUAGAAAAUGUGUAAAAAAUGUAAAUAAAAAAUAUUUUUUUUA